AUGUACUUCCCACGUUACUGGCGUAAUCACAAUCUUUUCUACAUCCUGGUGGCUAUUGAGUUCCCCAUCACGGUGAUUAUCUUGACAUUUACCGGUAUCGCGUCCCAUGAUCUAUACCGGAGCAAGCUGUGGCAGGAUGGCGCCGACAACGGCUUCAACAGUGCCCCUGACGAGGUGCUCUACGCCGCUGCCAACUACCGCAGCUUCAAAGUCCCCAUGGUCUGGGGCUCAUUUAUCACCGACUACAAUCUAGUCCUGGGGGUGUUGAGCACCUUCUUCAUGAUCACCAAGGUCCCCGUCCAUGUCCUUCGAAUCUUCUACCCGCCCUUAUCGGUCUUUGUUCAUGCUGCAUUGUUUGCUCUAUACAUCCCGGCGGCGGUAUACCAGGGUGGCAGUGAUACAUCGGAUCCCAAGCAUCCUCAGCGGGGUCCCCCAUGGUACAUUACAAAGAAGUGCUCGGUAGCUUCGAACCCGGACAAUGUCGCAUACUGCAAUCAGGCAAAGGCACUCUUUGCUUUUACCAUUAUCAUCAUUGUCCUCUACUUCGUUGAACUCGUUGUGAGCAUUCACUCCUGCUUCAUAACGGCAGAGGAGCGUGCAGAGCGAGAAGAACGUCGCGAGGAGAAGAGAACCAUGAAAGAAUAUGAGGACCUAGUUCUCAAGUCUCCAACCAUGUUCCCGAUGUCCGCGGCCGCAUAUGCAGAUACGAUGCAAGGAGCGCAGACCGCACCCAUGACGACGACACCACGUAGUCUCGCCUUUAACCGCGUGGGAACGGACUCAUCCGACCUUCCCCCUUCGAGAACAUUUUAG
Molecule: messenger RNA, 813 nt
Organism: Aspergillus tanneri
Lineage: Eukaryota; Fungi; Ascomycota; Eurotiomycetes; Eurotiales; Aspergillaceae
Exons: 3
Coding region: 1-813 (270 amino acids)
Source: RefSeq, a predicted model, not a curated record